Cetraspora pellucida is the source of this 960-nucleotide messenger RNA. The record is from the annotation of a GenBank genome assembly. NCBI's taxonomy places the organism in Eukaryota, Fungi, Glomeromycota, Glomeromycetes, Diversisporales, Gigasporaceae.
AUGAAAAUUGCUGAAUCCGAUAUUUUCCAAGAAACAGUUUCCUUUGACGUACAAGCGUCCUCAAAAAUGAAAGCGAGAGAAUCUGAUAUUUUACAAGAAACUGUUUUCUCUGACAUACAAGCUUCCUCUAAAAUAGAAGUGAGCGAAUCUGAUAAUGUCCGAGAAAUAGUGCAAACCUUUAAAACUAGUAUGACAGAAUGUAUAAGAGUAUUUUCGGAUUGUACACAAAUUAAGACUGAUGAUUUAAGAAUCAAAAAUCAAUUAAUAGAAAAAGUUACUAAUAUUCGUUUGAAAUUUCGAAGGUUUGCUGAGAAGUCUGUUGAUUACUGCACCAAAUUAUCAGGCUAUAUUGUGGACUUGAAAGGGGUCAUAGAUCUUGUUUCUGACGAAAAAAUUCAUAAGGAAGAUAUUAUUGAAGAGCUAAAAUCAUUAUCUGAUGAAACCAAAGAUUAUGAUGCAAUUUCAAAUGAUUUAUUUAAACAGCUCAUGGAUAUUGACCAGAAAUUGCAGCCAUCGCUGCAAUUUGGGAAUAAUGCCGAAAGACAAGAAACUUUAAUUAAACUUUUAGCUGAAUAUAUAAAUAAUAAAAAUAAUUUAAAGGAUGAAAAAACAGGAUUAGUCAAAUAUUUAUUAGAUCUAACUGAAGCAUUCGCAGAAAUUGCUAUAUCACUUUCUAAAUUUAAAAUUUGGUGGGAUAAGCAAAGAAUGAUACUUCCUAAAAUCCUUAACAAGCUGGAUAAUGCAGAAAAAGAAAAUAGAAUCAAUACACUUAAAGUUAAACUUAUCAGUGGUCACCUAGAAAUAUUAAAAUCUUCUAUUUCCGCUAUUUCUGAUUGUAAUUAUGCAAUCUUAGAAAUGUUAAUGCGUGAUAGAAUAAAGAGACAUAUGUUCGGAAAUUAUGUGAUUUCUAAAAUUCUCAUAAACUCUAACGUUUGGGAUGUGCAAAAAUGGUUUUUUUGA